AUCUGUUUUUGUUAGAUUUGUCGGAACUCAGUGUUUAUAAUGUUACCGUUACUGUAUUUAGCGAAUUUCUAGUAAUGCAAUAAAUAGUUAAAGUUAAAUAAAAUAGUGUUAAAGCAAUUAAAUUUAUGGCCUACAGUAAAAAGCGUGUAAAUAUUGUUUAAAGCUAAUAUGGAAAAAUUAAAUCUUAAACAAUCUUUUGGUAGAAUGGUUGGAAGAGAGUCAUAUGGCACAUUAUCUGAAGACGAAGAAAACCACAAAGCUCGUGUCAUUUACCUAAAUCAAAUACAACCACAUAAAUAUUGCAGUAACAAAAUAAGCACUGCCAAAUACAAUCUUGUAACGUUUCUACCAAAAUUUUUACUGGAACAGUUUAGUCGUUAUGCAAAUGUAUUUUUUCUGCUUAUUGCAUUACUUCAGCAAAUUCCAAAUGUAUCACCAACAGGAAGAUACACAACUGCAGUUCCUUUAUUAUUUGUGUUAACAUGCUCUGCUGUAAAGGAGAUAGUAGAAGAUUUGAAACGUCACAGGGCAGAUGAUCAGACCAAUAACAGAAUUGUUAAAGUUAUUCGAAACAAUCAUCUAAUUGAUGUUCAAUGGACUGAGAUAUUAGUUGGUGAUAUUGUCAAAGUAGUGAACGGAAGUUUCUUUCCUGCUGAUCUGAUUCUGUUAACUUCAAGUGAACCUAUGGGAAUGUGUUACAUUGAAACUGCAAAUUUAGAUGGUGAAACAAAUCUAAAGAUUAAAACAGCCUUGCCAAUUACAAGUGAAAGUACAACUGUGGAACAAGCUAGUGAAUUAUUUGGUCGAUUGGAGUGUGAAGGGCCAAACAAUAGACUUUAUGAAUUUGUUGGAAAUUUAGUUUUAGACAAUAAAAAAGCAGUCCCUCUUUCUGGUGAUCAAGUUCUAUUAAGAGGUGCUCAACUUAGGAACACACAAUGGGUGUUUGGUUUAGUUGUUUACACAGGGCACGAGUCUAAGUUGUUACAAAAUGCCACUGCUGCACCAAUUAAACGAUCAAAUGUUGAUAGAAAAACAAACAUUCAAAUAUUGUUCUUGUUUGGAUUAUUAUUAGUUUUAGCACUUUUCAGUGCAAUAGGAAAUAAAAAAUGGACAGAUGAUCAUCAUGAUUGGUAUCUUGGAUUUGAUUAUUUUAAGGAACAAAACUUUGGAUUCACAUUUCUUACAUUUUUUAUUUUGUACAACAAUUUAAUACCUAUAAGUUUACCUGUUACUUUAGAGGUUGUGAAGUUUAUGCAAGCUAUGCUCAUUAAUUCUGAUUUAGAUAUGUACUAUGAAGUUAAUGAUACUCCUGCAAUGGCAAGAACUUCAAAUUUGAAUGAAGAGUUAGGCCAGGUAAAAUAUAUAUUUUCGGACAAAACAGGCACAUUAACAUGCAACAUUAUGGAGCUUCGUAAACUCUCAAUAGCUGGAUUUGUCUAUAGUGCAAAAAGUGGGGAGUUUGCAGAUCAGAAACUUCAGGAUGAUUAUGAAAAUCGGGAUUCAUCUGGAUACAUCAGAGAGUUUUUCACAUUACUUUCAGUCUGUCACACUGUUGUUCCUGAGAGAGAUAAUGAAAAUCCGAGUGAAAUUAUUUAUCAAUCAGCGUCUCCAGAUGAAGGAGCUUUAGUCAAAGGUGCAUCUGAAUUUGGGUUUGUGUUCAAUACAAGGACGCCAACGUCUGUCAUUAUUAAUAUAAAUGGAAUAGAAGAAGUAUAUGAAAUCCUUAAUGUUCUUGAGUUUACCAGUACUCGAAAGCGAAUGUCUGUUAUUGUAAGAACACCAGACAAUAAGAUAAAAAUAUUUUGCAAGGGAGCUGAUACAGUUAUACUUCAGCGAUUGAGUGAGGACAGAAGAUUUGAGGCAACAACCCUAGGGCACUUGGAUGACUUUGCUAGAGAAGGAUUACGCACCUUGUGUAUUGCUUCAGCCGAACUUGAUCAUCAGGAUUAUGAAAAGUGGAACCAAAAAUUUUAUGAAGCUAGCACAGCCUUGGUUGACAGAGAAAAACAUCUUGAAGAAGUAGGGGAAAUGAUAGAAAAUAAUCUUGUUCUACUUGGAGCUACAGCAAUUGAAGAUAAGCUUCAAGAUGGAGUUCCAGAAAGUAUUGCAGCACUAUCAUCAGCCAACAUAAAGAUAUGGGUUUUGACAGGAGAUAAACAGGAAACAGCAAUUAAUAUUGGCUAUUCUUGUUGUUUGUUACAUGAUGAACUUAGUUUGUUAAUUUGUGAAGGAAAAACUGUAAAGGAGGUGCAAAAAUGGCUAAAUGAGCAUAUCAACAAUAAUAAUAUUAAAAGAUUUAUAAAGAAGAAAAAAAAUGAUCUAAGAGAAGUUUCAGAAGUAAAGAAUUUAGCUUUAGUUGUAAAUGGAUCAGUGUUAGGGUUUUGUUUACAAGAUGAAUGCAAAGAAUUAUUUCUAGACCUUGCCCUUGUGUGUAGAGCAGUAAUAGCUUGCAGAGUUUCACCGCUGCAAAAAUCUUUGGUGGUCCAAUUAGUGAAGAACAAUGUUAUGGAAGCAAUUACAUUAGCAAUAGGAGAUGGUGCAAAUGAUGUUAGCAUGAUACAGGCAGCUCAUGUUGGAGUUGGGAUCAGUGGUCAGGAAGGAUUGCAGGCUGCUAGUGCUUCAGAUUAUGCUAUUGCACAGUUUCGCUUUUUGAACAAACUGUUGCUUGUACAUGGUGCAUUUAGCUACUCUCGACUCACCAAACUUAUUUUAUAUUCAUUUUACAAAAAUAUUUGUUUAUAUGUUAUAGAGUUAUGGUUUGCUUUUUCUAAUGGAUUUUCUGGACAGAUUCUUUUUGAUAAGUGGUGUAUUGGAUUAUAUAAUGUCAUAUUUACAGCUCUACCUCCAUUAGCUUUUGGAUUGUUUGAUCAAAGUUGCUCUUCAAAAGCAAGAUUAAAAUGUCCAAGACUUUAUAAAAGUUCACAGAAUUCAGAUCUAUUCAAUGUAAAGGUUUUUUGGAUUUGGAUAUUUACUGCUAUAUAUCAUUCUAUACUGCUGUUUUAUCUCCCGAAACUUGUGUUUUCUAAAGAUGUUGCUUUUGGUGAUGGGUUAGUGGUUGGACAGUGGUUUGUUGGUAACGUAGUUUAUACUUGCGUUGUUAUUACUGUUUGCUUGAAAGCAGCCUUAGAGUUAGAUUCAUGGACCAUAUAUUCUCAUUUGUCCAUAUGGGGAAGUAUUGUUAGCUGGUUUGUGUUUUUGCUAAUUUAUUGCUCCCCGUUUGUUGGAUUAUUAAUUGCUCCAAAUAUGAUCGGACAGGAUAGAAUGUUAUACACGUGUGCUUUAUUCUGGUUUACACUGUUAAUUAUUCCUCCAACAACUUUAUGGGUUGAUUUUUUAUUUCACUUGUUUCAACGAUCAUUUAAAAAAAACACCAGACAACUCGCUCAAGAACUUGAAAUAAAAGGGAUUGAAUGGGAAUUAGAUGAGAGAGGUGUCCCGAAGCAAAAAAUCCGUAAAGAUAACAACAUGGAACUGAAAUCUUCGCCUUCUUCUAUCGCAAGAUCAGAUCAUGGUUUUGCAUUUUCUCAAGAAGAACAUGGUUUAGUUGCGCAAGCUGACGUCAUUCGACGGUAUGAUACAACCCUCGUGAAACCAAAAGGCGAAUAAUCUCCUGAAAUGUCAAGUUUCAGAUAAAUCCCGUGUAUUUAUUAGCUAAUAUGUAUUUAAGUAGAAUUUUUUUUGUUUAUAUCAUUUUUUACGAAUGUAUUUAUUGUAUAAAAAUAAUCACGAACAACAUUUUUAUUAUAAAUUAUUUCAAUAACGAGUGUUUCAAAAAUGUAGCAUAUAUUAUUAUUUUUUUAUAUAUAUUUUUUUUGUUACAUUGAAAUAAAGAACUUCAUAUUUAA
This is a messenger RNA of Hydra vulgaris (swiftwater hydra), 3845 nucleotides long. RefSeq names its product phospholipid-transporting ATPase IB. Gene Ontology annotation, biological process: phospholipid translocation. Gene Ontology annotation, molecular function: ATP hydrolysis activity; magnesium ion binding; ATP binding. NCBI's taxonomy places the organism in Eukaryota, Metazoa, Cnidaria, Hydrozoa, Anthoathecata, Hydridae. Gene Ontology annotation, cellular component: plasma membrane. The record is from RefSeq and is a predicted model, not a curated record.